Ciona intestinalis (vase tunicate) is the source of this 1675-nucleotide messenger RNA. RefSeq names its product hydroxymethylglutaryl-CoA lyase, mitochondrial-like. Lineage: Eukaryota; Metazoa; Chordata; Ascidiacea; Phlebobranchia; Cionidae. Gene Ontology annotation, molecular function: hydroxymethylglutaryl-CoA lyase activity. Gene Ontology annotation, biological process: ketone body biosynthetic process; L-leucine catabolic process. The record is from RefSeq and is a predicted model, not a curated record.
GUCGAUGUGUGUUAAUGUUAAAUAAAACCUGUGUUUCAUGUUACUACAUAGCUGCAGAACCCUGAACUAAAAAUUUAAUAAAUUCAAAGAAAUGUUUUCCAAAAUGUUAAUUUGUGCUUUACAGAAAAUCCAAUAUGUUAGGUGUUCUUAAAUCAUGCAACUAUGUUGCUAGAUUAAACAUGGCAACAAGAAAGUUUUCAGACUUCAUAAAAAUUGUUGAAGUAGGACCUAGAGAUGGUUUACAAAAUGAAAAGAAAUUGGUUCCCACUGAAACUAAAGUGGAACUUAUUAACCAGCUUUCAGAGUGCAACCUGCAAUUCAUUGAAGCUACCAGCUUUGUGUCACCUAAAUGGGUUCCACAGAUGAAAGAUCAUGUAGAGGUAAUGCAUCAAAUACAGCGUAAACCAGGAGUUAAGUAUUCAGCAUUGACACCAAAUAUAAAAGGUUUUGAAGCAGCUUUUGCUUCAGAAGUUGAUGAAGUAGCGGUUUUUGGGGCGGCGUCUGAAUCAUUCAGUCAGAAGAAUAUAAAUUGCUCAAUACAAGAGAGCUUGGAAAGAUUCAGACCUGUGGUACAAGCGGCCAAGGAUAAUAAUGUGCUGGUGCGCGGGUAUGUGUCAUGCGUGCUCGGUUGCCCGUAUGAAGGAAAUAUCAAACCAAGCUCUGUCAUCGAUGUUGCUGAGCAGAUGGUUGACAUGGGUUGUUAUGAAGUCUCUCUUGGAGACACUAUUGGUGUUGGUACACCUGGCUCAAUGAAGGUCUUAUUGUCGGAACUGUUAAACUCAAUUUCAAAUCAAAUUAUUGCACUGCACUGUCAUGAUACGUAUGGUCAAGCUCUGGCUAACAUACUGACAGGGUUGGAAAUGGGAGUCACAACAUUUGAUUCUUCAGUUGCUGGACUGGGUGGGUGUCCUUAUGCAAAAGGAGCAUCAGGAAAUGUGGCAACUGAAGAUGUAAUUUACAUGAUGAAUGGAAUGGGGCUGCAAACUGGAGUGGAUUUGGAUAAACUGUGUAAAGUUGGAAAUUUUAUCAGCACUUUUUUAAACAGAACCAAUGCUUCAAAAGUUGGGCAAGCACUUUCGCACAAACAAAGUUAAAAUUUAUAUCUUAUGAUCUAAAUAGUUGCAAAAACCUAUACUUCAUGAGUGUGUAUGUGUGGUUACAGUUUAACAAUUACCGGGUCCCUUAAAUUAUUGCAUGUCUACAACGCCAUUAUAUCGAACUAAAUGGACAUAGUAAAUAUUGUGAUUUGUGAAUAUUGUGAUUUGUGAAUAUACAUAUACCAGGCAUCUGAGGCAUGCACAUUAAAGGGAUUGCAAUUACCUACCUAUACCUACCAUACUACACUGUUUAUGUUUUAUAUUUCACACAGAGCAUAUUAAGCACAAUAGCCUCCUAUAUUUAUUCCAAACAACGCGAGAUCAAAAUCUUGGCUUUCGUUUUCGUCCAGUAUACUUCGUAUUAAUUGAAACUUCUUUCCCUUGACGUUUUCUUCUUUCCUUUUUCUCAAUAAUCCAAUCUCUUGAUUUUUUGAUACUUUUGUUUCGUUUAUCUGAACCACGUUGCUCUCUCUCUUUAACAUAUUUAAUUUGUCUUUUCUUUUUUGCCUCUUCUUCUGUCCCAAGAGCCUUGGGAAGAGUAGGCGAUGCAACUCCACAAAAUAAACAGAGAAAAAUCU